Molecule: messenger RNA, 3944 nt
Organism: Danio rerio (zebrafish)
Lineage: Eukaryota; Metazoa; Chordata; Actinopteri; Cypriniformes; Danionidae
Source: RefSeq, a predicted model, not a curated record
CCAGGCAGCCCCCUAUUAUUAUUGUAAGAAUAAUUUCACUUAUGAAAAUGGCGGCGAGUCAGGGAGCUGUUGGAUCAGCGGCGGCUCUCCAGAGCCAGCCUUACCCGAACGUUGCCCACUGGAACCCGGGCGUGAUGCAGCAGCAGCACCCGCUUCACACUGCCCGCAGCCUGGAGCGCGCGCUGGAGGAUGCCGUCUGCUCCGGGAUGCUCAACAUCAGCGGGAGGAAACUGCGCGACUACCCGGGGCUCAACUACGAUCUGACCGACACUACACUAGCAGACUUGUCGAAAAACCGUUUUUGUGAAAUUCCCCCAGAAGUUUGUAUGUUUGCACCACUGGAGUCAUUAAACCUCUACCACAACUGCAUAAAGACCAUUCCAGAGGCCAUUGUCAACCUACAGAUGCUCACUUACUUGAACAUCAGUCGAAAUCAGCUUUCUGUUCUCCCCAAGUUUCUCUUCAAUCUUCCUCUGAAAGUGCUGGUGGUCAGCAACAAUAAACUCCCUUCUGUUCCUGAGGAGAUCGGAAAGGCCAAAGACCUCAUGGAACUGGACAUCAGCUGUAAUGAGAUCCAGGUGCUUCCUGCUCAGAUGGGGAAACUCCUCGCGUUACGAGAGCUUAACAUACGGAGAAACUGUCUACAAGUGUUACCAGAUGAACUGUCCGAUCUGCCAUUGAUCAGGCUGGAUUUUUCUUGUAAUAAGAUCACAGAGAUUCCCAUUUCUUACCGCAAACUCAAGCAGUUACAGCACAUCGCACUCGACAACAACCCCAUGCAGUCUCCUCCUGCUCAGAUCUGCCUGAAGGGAAAGAUCCACAUCUUCAAGUAUCUGAACCUGCAGGCAUGUCGUCUGGAUAAAAAGCCUGACACACUUGACCUGCCUUCUCUGGGAAAACGCUGUUUACCUCAGCAGCUGACUGACAGUAUGGAAGAUUUCUAUCCUAGUAAAAACCACGGCCCUGACUCAGGUAUUGGCAGUGACAAUGGUGACAAAAGACUGUCGACUACAGAGCCAUCUGAUGAUGACACCAUGAGUCUCCACUCUCAAGUGUCAGAAACGGCGCGGGCUGACGCACACAUUCUGCUCACAAAGCUUGACUCAAACAAAGAUCAGGACCCGUAUGACUUUAUUGACCCCAAUCCAGAUGAAGAGGGCACUUUGUCUGAGGGCGAUCUACAGCACAAUGCACCUUAUGUGUCAUGUAUAAAGGAGCUGGAGCGGGUCCUGAAAACACACCAAAGCAAAGACAAAGAGAACUGGAAAGAGGAGUCAGGCUCGGAGAAAGAGCAGUUAGCUGAAGAAGAGGAGGAUGACCUGAAGGAAGUGUUGGAUCUGAGGAAGAUCGCAGUGCAGCUGCUCCAACAAGAGCAACAGAACAGGAGGCGGUCCCUAAUUUGUAGGGCAGAGAGUCUGAUACAUCGUAGAAGAGCAGCGGGCAGAGCUCACAGGUUUCUCAGCCACUCAGGGAGCAGCACCAAACAGAGAUCUCCAUCUCAGACUGUUAGAAGUGCGUCUCUAGAUGAAGGAACCAGCUCUGCAUCAGCAUUCAGUGGACAGGAGACUGAUCUCACUGAUGAAGAUGCAGCUUUCUCUGAGCCUUCUUCCUCUUGCUCACUUGACGGAAGUUUAAAAUCAGAGAGCAGUGACUCAGAACCAAGAUGGCCAGAGGUUCCUCCUGUGCUCAACCAGAAUGAGGAUCGUAGAAGAAACAAGUACCUGAGAAAAGACUACCUGAAGUACAAGUGCCAAAGUGCCCGGAGAAACUCCAGUGGCAACGACAUCGAUUGUGAGGAGGGAAUGCGGUCUAAUGAUUUCUCCACAACUCUCACUGUCUUCGGUCUGAAACCCAGAUCAGCCUUCUCCCGUGGAAACCGUCAAGACUUCAGCUCCACAGACCCAAGCUUCACCAUGAGGAGGAAGAUGGAGCACCUUAGGGAGGAGAUGGAGCAGAUCAAACUUUUGCGGCAGAACCUCGAGUCAAGGUUAAAGGUUUUAUUGCCAGAUGACGUGGGCGCUGCGCUGAUGGAUGGUGUCGUUUUAUGCCAUCUAGCCAAUCACAUUCGUCCCCGUUCGGUCGCCAGUAUUCAUGUACCCUCCCCUGCCGUGCCAAAGCUAAGUAUGGCCAAAUGUCGGCGCAAUGUGGAGAAUUUCUUGGAUGCUUGUAAAAAGCUUGGAGUGCCACAGGACCAGUUGUGUUUGCCACAUCACAUUCUGGAGGAGCGAGGUCUGGUAAAAGUCGGCGUCACCGUUCAGGCUCUGCUAGAUCUUCCGUCAUCGAAACCCAAUCAACUUUCCACCAUGUAGCACCGCUAGAUCAUCUCAUCUUUCUGUAUCCUGCCUUACCACCUCAUCCCGUCCCUUCUCUGUCAAUGCUGAUCUUUGACCUACCAUGGGGAGACCACGACCCUUCAGGCCGGCAAUUUCCCCCUACCUCUAAUAAGCCUCUCUGGAGGGCUCGAGACCUUUUAAUGCUCUGUUGGAGAGGAAUCGCAAGUUAAAGCCACACUUUUUAUUCCGAGGGGAAAUAUCUGUUUAUAUUUCACAGCUGGACACUUUUUUGUUUGGGUGUCUUCUUCUCAUCUGUCUGGUGUUCACUCUUCUCUUGGACCGGUGAGCCCACAGCGGGUGAGGACAGGAGAAACGCAUGCAGCUUUAUGACUGAUUCUGGAACAGAGGGAUGGUGUUAUAUCAAUGCCACCACAACCCUCUUCUGUAUGAAGUCAACAAGAGCUGUCUGUCAUUCAGUUUCGUCGUGUCUGUCUCAAAAAAAUGAGUGGGGAAGGAACAUCUGUUGCACGUUCAACCAGGCGAGCACAGAGUUGGCAUACAAAGGUAUCACGGCGAUCAGGUGAGUCACGGGCAGAGCUUUAGACAAGAUUUAUGUUUGAUAUCACGUGCCUGCACAAGACAAAGACGUUUUCAUGCUCUUACGUGCAUUCAGAUGUUUUUGUAACUGGUUUGCCCACACGUUCUGUUUAGCUUUUCGAGUUCUCAUGAACAGUCUGGAAUUCACAACAGAGUUCCUGAACGUUUCACACGUGCCAGUCUGUAAUUGCAUAUCAUAAAAUUGGGACUCUUCAGGUUGCAGGCCUGAGCAGGAAUGAAUAGUGAAUAGUCUCAGCUCAAACUAGGUCAGUUAUUUAUAUAAAGUGCUGCAUGAAAGUCUGUGAACCCACUGUGGAAUUGGUGAAAAUGUGGAUAAUGGUAACACGAAAAGAUUAAUGUUAUUGCAGGACACUUGUGAGACUCAAACACAACUAUUACAAUAGAGUUUUAGAUUUUAGCUCCAACUUGCCUUAACACACCUGCAAGCUUGAUUAGCUAGCCCAGGUGUGUCGAAUUGGGGUUGGAACUAAACUUUGCAGGACAACAACCCUCCAGGACUAAGUAUGGACACCGCUGGAAUAAAGGAUAAAAAGGAAACGCGAUGGGUUAAGAAAACUUAAUGUUAAGACAACUUUUGGAAUUUGAAGAUACUCCUGCCAUUUCCACACUUGUUUUUGUUUAAUGAACAUAUAUUUAUUUAAAUUUUGACCACACUAAUGCCGAGUUCAGACUGCAUGAUUUUAGCUCCGAUUUUGACUCGCAGGCAAAUCGGUGCUCGUGCACGAGAGUGUCAAUCACACAGUAUGAACUAUCAAAGACGCGAUCUGAGUGAAUCGCAGAUGAGUUGCCGAUGCCUGUGAGGUAUUUGGCAUGCUAAAUAUCUGAAGCUGUCGGCGAUUCAAAUCAUGCCAUGUGAAAUGAGGAGUUUUGACUGAAAAUAACAUCGGCGAUCACCUAGAGCAGUGGUUCUCAAACAUUUUUCAUCAAGUACCACCUCAGAAAAAAAAUUGUCUCUCCAAGUACCACCAAAAUGAGUAGUAUUAAAAUACCGCAGCGCAUUAGGCCCAGUAAAGCAGCUAUAACUCUGCACAGUUAAAAAAUGUGGCAGAUUAC